Fraxinus pennsylvanica is the source of this 3603-nucleotide messenger RNA. The record is from the annotation of a GenBank genome assembly. Lineage: Eukaryota; Viridiplantae; Streptophyta; Magnoliopsida; Lamiales; Oleaceae.
AUGUACAGUAAUUUCAAGGAGCAAGCGAUCGAGUAUGUGCGGCAGGCAGUGGCAGAGGACAACGCGGGGAACUACGCCAAGGCCUUCCCUCUGUAUAUGAAUGCUUUGGAAUAUUUUAGGACCCAUUUGAAGUAUGAAAAGAACCCAAAAAUAAAGGAGGCGAUUACUCAAAAGUUUACGGAGUACUUGCGCCGGGCGGAGGAGAUCCGGGCCGUGUUGGAUGAGGGCGGCUCGGGGCCAGCGUCUAAUGGGGAUGCGGCAGUGGCUACUCGGCCCAAGACCAAGCCGAAGGAUGGGAAUGAUGGGGACGAUGCGGAUAAGGAGAAGCUGAGGUCUGGGUUGAAUUCGGCUAUCAUCAGGGAGAAGCCUAAUAUCAAGUGGAAUGAUGUAGCGGGAUUGGAAAGCGCUAAGCAGGCGCUCCAGGAGGCCGUGAUCUUGCCUGUCAAGUUCCCUCAGUUUUUUACUGGCAAGAGGCGCCCAUGGAGGGCUUUCCUUUUGUAUGGUCCACCUGGAACAGGAAAGUCAUAUUUAGCUAAGGCUGUUGCUACUGAAGCUGACUCAACCUUUUUCAGUGUUUCUUCUUCAGACUUAGUUUCAAAGUGGAUGGGUGAAAGUGAGAAGCUAGUUUCAAAUCUCUUCCAAAUGUCUCGUGAAAGUUCUCCAUCCAUUAUAUUCAUUGAUGAAAUAGAUUCCCUUUGUGGCCAACGUGGAGAAGGAAAUGAGAGUGAAGCUUCUAGACGGAUCAAAACAGAAUUGCUUGUGCAGAUGCAGGGGGUUGGCCACAAUGAUGAUAAAGUUCUUGUACUUGCUGCCACGAACACUCCUUAUGCUCUUGAUCAGGCUAUCCGGCGACGAUUUGAUAAGCGCAUUUACAUCCCUCUCCCAGAUCUGAAGGCACGGCAACACAUGUUCAAGGUGCAUUUAGGAGAUACCCCUAACAACUUGACUGAAGGAGAUUUUGAAGACAUGGCUCGUAAAUCCGAAGGAUUCUCUGGUUCAGAUAUUUCUGUUUGUGUUAAGGAUGUCCUAUUUGAGCCUGUGCGGAAAACGCAAGAUGCCAUGUUUUUCAUCAAGACUUCUAACGGUAUGUGGAUGCCAUGUGGACCAAAGCAAUCAGGUGCCGUCCAGAUAUCAAUGCAAGAGCUUGCUGCUAAAGGACUUGCUUCACAGAUCAUUCCACCUCCGAUAUCAAAAAUGGACUUUGAUAAGGUGCUCGCAAGACAGAGGCCUACGGUGAGCAAAGCUGACCUUGAUGUUCAUGAGCGUUUCACAAAGGAGUUCGGUGAGGAAGCAACUGCACAAGUUCUUUUCCAUGGACAUAUUAGGGAGUCCUUUCUCUCCUUUGUAUUUGCGUGUCAAAAUGCUAGAUUUGCAUUAGUACAUGGAGCCACCCACAAUACAAAGCAUUACAUUGUCUACAUGGGGCAUAACUCCCAACACUCCAACUCAGAAUCUGCCAUCAAGACUAACCAUGAAGUGCUGGCUUCAGUCAUUGGAAGCCAUGAUGGAGUACAAGAUGCAGCACUUCACCAUUAUACAAAAACUUUCAGAGGCUUCUCUGCUAUUCUAACACCAGAUCAAGCUGCAAAACUUGCAGAGCACAAUUCAGUUCUGUCCGUGUUUGAAAGCAAGACAAACAAGAUCCACACGACACACUCGUGGGAAUUUCUGGGCUUAAACAGAUUGCAACGAAAUAAUCAACUAUCAACGUACUCAACAUCUGACACAAUUGUUGGUGUCAUUGACAGUGGAAUUUGGCCUGAAUCGAAGAGCUUCAACAGCUACGGAUUAGGACCUGUGCCCGCAAAAUUCAAGGGGGAAUGCUCAGCUGGAGAGAAUUUCACAUUGUCCAACUGCAACAGAAAAAUUGUGGGAGCCAGAUUUUAUUCAACAGGGUUUGAAGCAGAAAAUGGUCCUCUAGAAUCAUUUGGUCUUACCUUUUUCCGAUCUGCACGAGAUAGUGAUGGGCACGGAACCCAUACUGCCUCCACUAUUGCAGGCGCACCAGUUGACAAUGUUAACUUAUUUGGAGUAGGGACAGGCACUGCAAGUGGAGGUGCAAUAAAUGCUCGACUUGCAAUCUACAAGGCUUGCUGGUUCAAUCUCUGUAGUGAUGCAGACGUUCUUGCUGCUUUAGAUGAUGCUACUAAUGAUGGAGUCGAUAUUAUAUCCAUGUCUCUUGGACCAGAUCCGCCCCAACCUAUCUACUUUGAGAAUGCGAUUUCAAUUGGAAGUUACCACGCGUUUCAAAAAGGAAUUGUGAUUUCUGCAUCAGCCGGGAACAGUUUUUUUCCAGGUACUGCAACUAAUAUUGCUCCUUGGAUCCUAACUGUUGCAGCAAGCACCAUGGACCGUGAAAUUCAGACUAAUAUUUACCUAGGAAAUUCAAAAGUCAUAAAGGGCUUCAGUAUAAAUCCACAAAACAUGGAGAGCUUUUACGGUUUGAUAGCAGGGAGCAUGGCAUCGGUUCCUGGAGUUAACCCAAAAAAUGCUAGUUUCUGUAAGAACAAUACCUUAGAUCCCAACUUGAUUAAGGGGAAGAUUGUUGUCUGCACACUUGAGAUACUCACUGAUAACCGCAGGGAGAAGGGCAUUAUUGUAAAACAAGGUGGUGGUGUAGGGAUAAUACUCGUCGAUCCACUUGCCAAAGAUAUCGAAAUUCAGUUUGUACUACCAGGUACCUUGAUAGGUCAAGAACAAGGAGCAGAGCUGCAAGCAUACAUGACUGCACAGAAGAAUCCAGUGGCCAGAAUAUACCAAACAAUUACAGUUUUGCCCACUAAGCCAGCCCCCGAAAUGGCUAUGUUCUCAUCAAUGGGUCCAAAUGUUCUCUCUCCAGAUAUAAUCAAACCCGAUAUAACAGCACCUGGCGUGAAUGUUUUGGCAGCAUGGUCUCCAGUUGCUACCGAUGCUACUGCUGGUAGAUCCCUUGACUACAACAUAAUCUCUGGUACUUCCAUGUCUUGUCCACAUGUUUCUGCACUAGCUGCCAUUGUAAAAUCCUCUAAUCCUUCAUGGAGCCCAGCAGCAAUAAAGUCUGCAAUAAUGACAACAGCAACAUUUCUUGAUAACACUCAGAGCUUCAUCAGAAGACAUCCAAAUGACACUCAGACCUCGCCUUUUGACUAUGGAUCCGGGCAAAUAAAUCCAGCUGCAGCAAUUGAUCCUGGUUUAGUUUAUGAUUUUGAUUCUACCAACAUUAUUGAUUUCCUCUGCAGCACUGGUGCAAGUCCUGCUCAGCUGAAAAACCUUACUAGUGAUACGAUGUAUUGCAAGAACACCCCCACAUCCCCUUAUGAUUUCAACUAUCCUUCAAUUGGGGUCUCCAAUAUGAAAGGAAAUCUGUCCGUGCAUAGAACGGUGACAUAUUUUGGUAAAGGGCCAACUGUUUAUAAAGCAAAAAUGGCCUACCCGGCUGGUGUAAAAGCCUCAGUCAUACCUAGUGAGCUCAAAUUUGAAAAUCCAGGGGAGAAGAUGUCUUUUAGGAUAGAUUUUACACCCUACAAGACUAGUAACGGAGACUUUGUUUUUGGGGCCUUGACAUGGACUAAUGGGAUCCACAGAGUAAGGAGUCCUAUUGGUCUUAAUAUACUAUCAGUUUAG